UCGAAGCCCAAGUACCCUCGUCCCAGACCAAUAUACCCACAACACCGCCAAAAUGAGUGUUAUGCCAGUUAACCCCCGACCGAUGCUACAAUCGCUUGUGAACGAAGAAGUAGUAGUGCGCCUCAAGUGGGGACAAACCGAAUACAAAGGCAUCCUCGUCUCCAUCGACAGCUACAUGAACAUCCAACUCACCAACACGGAGGAGUUCAUCGACCAGAAGCUGACUGCCGCGCUCGGCCAGGUGCUGAUAAGGUGCAACAACGUGCUGUGGAUCCAGGCUGCGCCGACGGGCAAGGAGGGUGGCGGGGAUACGAAGAUGGAGGGAUGAGUGGGAGGGAUGUUGGGCGCGGAUUUUUUCGGAACUUGCAUGGGAAGACGGACAGACAUGCACCUGGGAUGGGAUGUUGGACAUGCGAGGGGUUCUGGCGGGGAGUGGGAAAUAUUAAGGAAGGGCAGAUACCAUAGGUGGUGAAUUGAGGCCGGGGUAUGGCGUUACGACUGAGCA
Molecule: messenger RNA, 505 nt
Organism: Pseudogymnoascus verrucosus
Lineage: Eukaryota; Fungi; Ascomycota; Leotiomycetes; Thelebolales; Thelebolaceae
Exons: 3
Coding region: 53-328 (91 amino acids)
Biological process (GO): mRNA splicing, via spliceosome; spliceosomal snRNP assembly
Cellular component (GO): catalytic step 2 spliceosome; U1 snRNP
Molecular function (GO): RNA binding
Source: RefSeq, a predicted model, not a curated record